This is a messenger RNA of Blepharisma stoltei, 2827 nucleotides long. The record is from the annotation of a GenBank genome assembly. NCBI's taxonomy places the organism in Eukaryota, Ciliophora, Heterotrichea, Heterotrichida, Blepharismidae.
AUGAUCGAGGAAACCUUUGAAUCAACAUUGUAAGCUCUAUUAAGAGUGCCGGAUAUAGAUUUUCUUAAAUAUGUAUAUGAAGAAAUCGAGCAAGGAUCUGAAAUUGAGCGAGUUUAUGAUCAAAUCGAAAAGCCAAUCACAUUAGAAAAGGUCAAGAAAAUAUUGAAAGAACUGUCCAUAGCCUUUACUUAUGAUUUUGCUCAAGCACAUACAUAUUUUCAAAAGAAAACAAAUAAAAAUGACCCUGAUGAUAUAAUUGACCCCAAUAAUAUUCGUUUUGAGUCAUUCAAAAGACGAUUAGGAAAUUAUAUACUAGAAAAAGCGUAUGAUAUUACAGGUUAUGAAGGUGGAGUGGCUCAGCUUAUAGAAGAUACACGUCAUCAGCCUACAGAGAAGUUUUCUAUCCAAGAGUCUACUAAAGAAGGCAGCUUUAUUGAUGAAGAUGUUCCUCAAACUAAUCAAAAUGAAGCUGCUCUACCAAAAAGGGAAAGCAAAAAUACUUGACUCCCCUCCUUUAAAUUGGAACAGAAAUCUGUUCCAAAUUAAAUAUGGGUGCUAAUUUAAAUUUUUCUGCAUAAAACUUAAUUUUUUUUGAAAAAAAAAUAAAAAAAUAUAAAUUGAGCACAAUACUUUUAAUUUUAAUUUAUUUUUAUGAAGAACUACAUAAAAAAUUAAUCGAUUCAGCUUAAAAAAUUGUUUAAAUAACAUCUAAUUGCAUUUCGUCUAUAAAAUUAGAUCAAAACUAAUUUUUAUAAAAAUUAUUAUUUUCAUCUUUAAAAUUUUCUUAUUGAAAAAAAACAAGUUUUUUUUCAUUUUUAAAGGGGUAGUUGAAGUACCCAAAAAUUGCAAAUUUUAAAUUUAAAGGGGGGGGAGUGAAUAAGCAAAAAGCUAGAAGAGCAUAAAAAGGAAAUUGAGGAGGUUUUUAAUACAAAUUUUAAUCAGCUACAAGGAUUGAUGGACAUAAGGGUAUGCAAAGAAAUUGUGCAAAACAUUUUUGAGAUAACCAAGGUCGAUGUUGCUGAAAAAGAAAUAAAAAAGAUUUUUAGAUAUAUGGACAAGCAAUAUCCACCUAAGAAAUGCGAUGAAAAUGAGCUUCUUGAGCUUAGGCCAGAAGCUAUUGAAGAACUUGCAAAAUUAGGUAUUGAUCCUUCUUUGGUUUUCCCUAAAAUAAGUUUAGAUGAAAUUUUAGAUAUUAUAGAAACUUGAGCAGAAACAAGUGUUGAGCCUAUACAAGACGAUAAUAUCUUAAAAAUAAACAAAACUAUUAAAGAAUAUACUGAAAUAUGCCGACUGAUGGCAAUUAACGACCAAAACACCAAACCAAUUGAAAUUUUAAUUUCAAACUUAGAAAAAGAAUUGAAAGAUUAUAAAGCAAAUAAAGAAAAAAUUGCAGAAAAGGAGGUUCUAGGCAAGCAAAAAAGACAAUUUGAAAAAUGAAAAUUAAAUAGUUAAACUUCCAUAAGUGGGAAAACCUAGCCUUUGCCUCGUCUCAGUUCCAAGAAUAGCAGUCUCCAUAACUUAGGAGUUCAAAUGUGGAAAAUGGAAGGCUGUCAAUUUCGAUUUCCGACCUGAACCACCUGCCCAAGGGAUUAGCUCCUAGGGCAGAGCCACCAUCCAUAGAGAGCCAUAACGAUAUUGACAAGGGAGGAAUAUAUGUUUGGCAAAACCUGUCUAGCUCAUCUGGCAGGGACAGGAAAACCUUCAUUGAAGAAAAAAACUUCCCUCUUCGGCAAGACAUCCCCAGACCUGAAGGACUGCUUCAAAAAGCGACAGAUGCCCUGCUUUUAGCUUCAUCAGAAAUAUUUCUACCUGCUCUGCCCUAGGAAUCCAAUUUGCGUCAAUAUCGCCAUUUUAUUUCUAGACAAUUUAAAAGGAAUCUUCCAAUUUUAUUCUCAAGUCAAAAUGCUCGGAAAAUCUUCAACUUUUGAAGAAAUCAAAGAUAAUCAGUCAGUCUUGACCUUGCCCAGAUUCAUACAAUUUUGUAUAGAUUUCAAUCUAAUUGGCAUCCCAUCACAGCAAUGCCGCUUCAUCUCAAAAGAUGAAGUGAAAAUUGUUUUCAAAAGAGUUUCAGUAAGCAGCAGAAUUAUGAAAGAAUCACAUUUUUUCGUAAGAGUUAUAUUAGGAUGCUUUAGAUAAGCUGGCUGCAAUUUUUUAUAAUAAAAAAUAUGAUGAAACUUAUCAAACGAAUUUUGCAAAUCAAUCGCUUUCAGUUAAAAGAAAAUUACUUUAUGAAUAUCUUGGCGUUAAUAACACUGAAGAGCUAAAGAAAAAAGGGAUAAUUAUUAAGCCAAAGCCAAAAAUAACGGAUAAAAAGAAAGACAAAAGAAGAUCAAAGUCAAAAGCAAUUAGUAAAACUCCUAAAUCUGAAAUACAAAAACCAAUAAUUUCAAUCGAAGCAAAAGAAAUGACAUCUUCACGAAGGUCAUUAGAAGAGAUUCCAGCUGAAAAUAAAAAAAUAAGUCUCAUCAAAACUAAUGAAAAUGAAGCUGACCAUGCUAAAACAGAAGCUCAAAAAAUCUUAAAGCCAGUGCAAAGCACAAAAGUGAUAAAACCUCCACCCCUAAUUAAUUUAGAAACCACCAAAAUCACAUGAAACGACUUGCACAACAUGGACAUAAAAGAAAUAAACACAGAAGAUUCCCUCACCGAUCUUAUUUACAGUGAAAAACAAAAACAGAAGCUAAAAAACAAAAAUUCCAGUCAAAAAAAUAUUUUUCAGAAUAUGCAAGAAAUCAACGAGGCCUUAAAACUUCAUGACACCAAGCUCGAAAAAGGCCUUAAAAUUGUAGAGAAAGCCAAAGCCAGUAUUGCUUUAUCCCGUCUUUAA